AUGAGUUACGACACGGCCGUUGAGAGCCAGUCGGUUCCAUCGCGCGGCGGAGCGAUCUCCAUGGAGCAGCACCGGCGCGGACGGCUGCUGAAGCAGCAGCUGCAGCUGGUAGCGCGGAAGACGCCGGACGGCAAGGAGCGCAAGGAAAUCGCGGUGAUCCCGGAAACCCUAUCCUUCGAGAAGGGCUUCUUUCUGUUCAUUCGAGCCGUGCAGCUGCUAACUCAGGUCCUAAACUUCAUGCCUGGCAUCACGGUAAUAUCUAUGGACAACUACAACGUGGCCAGUCGCGUCAUUGAUGGCAAUUUUGAUGACCCGCGAAUUACGGAUUACGAGCUGCUGCUGAGCAACCUGCAGGGGCUGAGGGAGGGUCGCACAGUGCAAGUGCCGAUAUAUGACUUCAAGUGCAGCACGCGCGUGGGGUUCAGAGAAGUGAAGGUCCCCAAGUCGCGCAUCGUGAUUAUAGAAGGCAUCUACGCACUCAGCGAGCGCCUCCGACCUUUGCUCGACUUGCGGGUGUCUAUAACGGGAGGAGUACACUUUGACCUCGUUAAGAGAGUGCUGCGGGACAUCGACCGAUCGGGGCAGGCGCCAGAGGAGAUCAUACACCAAAUUUCUGAGACGGUGUACCCGAUGUAUAAGGCGUUCAUAGAGCCGGAUCUCCAGACUGCACACAUACGGAUUGUCAACAAGUUCAACCCGUUCUCGGGGUUCCAAGACGCGACUUACAUUCUCAAGGCACCCGAAUCCGACCCUGCCGAAGCUGAGGCUCGGAUCCGGUCCGUGCUGUCUGCUGAGGCAGUGGCAGGCUCGGAGAGCGAGGAGACGUACGACAUCUACCUGCUGCCGCCCGGGGAGGACAAGGAGACGUGCCAGUCGUACCUGAGAAUGCGCAACAGAGACGGGCGCUACUCCCUCAUGUUUGAGACGGCAUUCAUUACCCCAUACUCCAACGCUCUAUUCCCUACUUCCCUGCCUCCCUCCCUCCCUCCCUCCCUCCCUCCCUCCCUCCCUCCCUCCCUCCCUCCCUCCCUCCCUCCUCCCUCCCUCCCUCCCUCCCUCCUCCCUCCCUCCCUCCCUCCCUCCCUCCCUCCUCCCUCCCUCCCUCCCUCCCUCCCUCCCUCCCUCCCUCCCUCCCUCCCUCCCUCCCUCCCUCCCUCCCUCCCUCCCUCCCUCCCUCCUCCCUCCCUCCCUCCCUCCCUCCCUCCCUCCCUCCAUCCCUCCCUCCCUCCCUCCCUCCCUCCCUCCCUCCCUCCCUCCCUCCCUCCCUCCCUCCCUCCCUCCCUCCCUCCCUCCCUCCCUCCCUCCCUCCCUCCCUCCCUCCCUCCCUCCCUCCCUCCCUCCCUCCCUCCCUCCCUCCUCCCUCCCUCCUCCCUCCCUCCCUCCUCCCUCCCUCCCUCCCUUCCCUCCUCCCUCCCUCCCUCCCUCCCCUCCUCCCUCCCUCCCUCCCUCCCUCGCUCCCUCCCUCCCUCCCUCCCUCCCCACCUCCUCCCUCCCUCUCUGGCCUGCAAACCCAAACCCCUCGCCAGGAGUGAGUGCGUCACAGACGGUCCCUUUGUGAUAACCCCGCGCAUCACCUUCGAAGUGAGUGUGCGGCUGCUGGGGGGGCUGAUGGCGCUGGGCUACGAGAUGGCGCACAUCCUCCGCAGGGAGUCGCGCGUUUUCAGGGACAAGCAGCAGCACAUUGUUGUGAAAGUCGACCGCCUCGAGCAGAUAAAGAAGACGUUCAUGCAGGUCCAGGGCAAGGACCGGAAGCGAGUACGGGAUAUUGCAGGGCAGUUGGGCAUGGAGGGGCGGUACAGCCCACGGCUGUACAUUGAGGAGAUUCAGCUGCACAACCUCACAGAGGAAGUGCAAGCUUUAUCAGCGGAGAGUGUGCUCAAGGAGCGGUUCCGAGUGGCGGAUCACCUGCUGCCGUCUGGGAGCCCCAUGGGUGCCCCGCUCUCCUCCUCCCUCACCCCGCCUCUUGUGUCAUCCUCCUGGACUCUCGGUCACAAGUUCGACCAGUCAGUGGCGGAUCAUCUGCUGCCGUCCGGGAGUCCCAGAGGCGGUGCCCCCUUCUCCUCCUCUUUUGAGUCGACUCAAAAGCAGUCCGGGAGUCCCAGAGGCGGUGCCCCCUUCUCCUCCUCUUUUGAGUCGACUCAAAAGCAGUCCGGGAGUCCCAGAGGCGGUGCCCCCUUCUCCUCCUCUUUUGAGUCGACUCAAAAGCAGUCCGGGAGUCCCAGAGGCGGUGCCCCCUUCUCCUCCUCUUUUGAGUCGACUCAAAAGCAGUCCGGGAGUCCCAGAGGCGGUGCCCCCUUCUCCUCCUCUUUUGAGUCGACUCAAAAGCAGUCCGGGAGUCCCAGAGGCGGUGCCCCCUUCUCCUCCUCUUUUGAGUCGACUCAAAAGCAGUCCGGGAGUCCCAGAGGCGGUGCCCCCUUCUCCUCCUCUUUUGAGUCGACUCAAAAGCAGUCCGAGAGUCCCAGAGGCGGUGCCCCCUUCUCCUCCUCUUUUGAGUCGACUCAAAAGCAGUCCGGGAGUCCCAGAGGCGGUGCCCCCUUCUCCUCCUCUUUUGAGUCGACUCAAAAGCAGUCCGGGAGUCCCAGAGGCGGUGCCCCCUUCUCCUCCUCUUUUGAGUCGACUCAAAAGCAGUCCGGGAGUCCCAGAGGCGGUGCCCCCUUCUCCUCCUCUUUUGAGUCGACUCAAAAGCAGUCUGGGAGUCCCAGAGGCGGUGCCCCCUUCUCCUCCUCUUUUGAGUCGACUCAAAAGCAGUCCGGGAGUCCCAGAGGCGGUGCCCCCUUCUCCUCCUCUUUUGAGUCGACUCAAAAGCAGUCCGGGAGUCCCAGAGGCGGUGCCCCCUUCUCCUCCUCUUUUGAGUCGACUCAAAAGCAGUCCGGGAGUCCCAGAGGCGGUGCCCCCUUCUCCUCCUCUUUUGAGUCGACUCAAAAGCAGUCCGGGAGUCCCAGAGGCGGUGCCCCCUUCUCCUCCUCUUUUGAGUUGACUCAAAAGCAGUCCGGGAGUCCCAGAGGCGGUGCCCCCUUCUCCUCCUCUUUUGAGUCGACUCAAAAGCAGUCCGGGAGUCCCAGAGGCGGUGCCCCCUUCUCCUCCUCUUUUGAGUCGACUCAAAAGCAGUCCGGGAGUCCCAGAGGCGGUGCCCCCUUCUCCUCCUCUUUUGAGUCGACUCAAAAGCAGUCCGGGAGUCCCAGAGACGGUGCCCCCCUUCUCCUCUCCUCCUCCCUCACCCCUCCUCUUGUGUCCUCAUCCUGGACUCUCGGCCACAAGUUCAACCAAUCCAACUGGAGCAAGGACCAGCAGGGGGGGCGCAUCAAGGCUUCUCCGGACAGACUCGAGGCGUCACCCAGCAACGCUGCUACCUCUGCGAAUGACACUCCCUCAAGGCGACACAGGCGGGAGGGGGACGGGGAGAGAGCGGGCGCAGGAGGGAGGCAUGCGGAUAGUACAGGAGAAAGGGGAAGCAGCAGGAGAGGGGGGGGCGGCAAUGGCAGCGGCAGCGGCAGCAGGAGUCGGAAUAUGGGUCAUGUAGAGGUGGGGGAGGAGGAGGGGUUGGAGGGGGGAGGAUCGGGGGAAGCAGGGAGAGUGACAUCCCUGGUUCAAUCUCAGGAGCGGAUCUCUGAGCAGCUGACACUUGUCACCGACCGAUUGGACGAGCUGCUCUCGAGAUUGGACCUUGUUUCGGCCGGAUCAGUGGGGUCUGGGAGCGGGAAUGGGGGUGCGGCAGGGAAUGGUGGCAGCAGCAGCAUCCAAUUGAGUCCUGCCACGUCAGCAUUGACCAGCCAGCUGGUGUUGGGGGGGAAUGGGAUGUUGGGAGGGAGGAACGGGAGUAGAGGCGAGCUGGCAGGGCCGAUUGAUAUAGGGCUCACUCCUGUUUCUGCUGCUGCUGCUGGGGGCGGUGUGAUGGGCCUGGUGAAUGGUGCUGCAGUGGGUGUGAGUGGUAACAGUCAGUGUUACGAUGUGAAUGCGGUGAAUGGGGUUGGGAGCGGUGCAGAGGGGCGAGGGUCAGCAGCACCAGGAUCAGCAGCAGCAGCUUUGGUGGUGGAAGUGAAGGAGAUCGCCAGCAACCAAAGAAGGCUCGCAUCUGAGCUCGAUUCGUUGGGUCGCCUCCUUCGGGACUCACUAGACUCUGACGGUUCCUCCUCCGCUCGCUUCCGCUCCUCUCACCCCCACCUUUCGCACUAUUCGCUCUCAUCUUCCUCCGCCUCUGGAUGGUCCUUAUCUCGAGCAGCAACAGGCAUUGCGCUGCCAGCUAUUGCUGCUUGUGCCGUUGGGGUGGGGGUGGCUGUGCUGGUGGGAGUGCGGCGGUCAGUGCUGGGGGAUGUGCUGAGAGGCAGCAAUCCUGCUGCGCUGAGAGGCAGCAAUCCUGCUGCGCUGAGAGGCAGCAAUCCUGCUGUGCUGAGAGGCAGCAAUCCUGCUGUGCUGAGAGGCAGCAAUCCUGCUGUGCUGAGAGGCAGCAAUCCUGCUGUGCUGAGAGGCAGCAAUCCUGCUGUGCUGAGAGGCAGCAAUCCUGCCAGGUUGGGAGCCCAGGGACGCACUGAGAGGCAGCAAAUCAAACCCGCUGUGCUGCCAGGAUGGGCGAACGCCACGGAUGCCAUCCCUGCGAUCCCCCCUCCUCUUUCCCGGCCCCUCUGCCCCCCUCCCUACUACUUCCUCGUUUGCAGAGGCCGUGCUGUUAGCGCUGAGGGACGCGUUGAGGCACGGCAACCCCGAAGCCGCGCUGUUGGCGCUGAGGGACGCGCUGAGAAAAGGCUACCUCGCUGCGCUGCCAAUCUUGCUGCGCUGCCGGGAUGGGUGAAUGCGGAUCCGUGCGACCCCCCCUCUUCCCACUCCCCAAGCCUGCCUCUUCUCUCUUCCUCUUCUUCCGGUGCAGAGGCCGCGCUGUUGGUGCUGAGGGACGCGCUGAGAAAAAGCUACCCCGGUGCGCUGCCCGGAUGGGUGAAUGCGGAUCCGUGCGACAACUCGUGGACCCCUCGCAUCAAAUGCAACAGUGCUGGACGCGUUAUACGCCUCUACCUGGCGAAUCAGCUGCUGAAAGGGCCCAUCCCGGGGAAGCAGCUAGCUGCUCCAAUAGCUCCCAUUCCCCCACUUGCCCCCAUCCCCCCCCGUCCGUUGUGCAGCUACCUGGCGAAUCAACUGCUGAAAGGGCCCAUCCCAGGGAAGCAGUUGGCUGCUCUGGCUGGGCUUCAACGCCUAGACAUGGGAUACAACGCACUGACAGGGCCCAUCCCACAGGAGCUCUCAGCCCUCUCCAGCCUCACCUUCCUGUCGUUAGAGGCCAAUAAAUUGAAGGGAUCAGUUCCCGAGUGGCUGGGACAACGACUCUUCAAGCUAGUGAACGUCCAUCUCGCCAGCAACCUUCUCAGUGGCACUCUGCCAAGCACCCUCGGGGGGAGACCGCACGUCCCUCCUCAUACCUCCACACGCCCCUCUCUCCUCAUACCUCCACACGCCCCUCUCUCCUCAUACCUCCACAUGCCCCUCUCUCCUCAUGUCCUUUUCUCUCCCCACGUGUUGCAGCCAUCUCGCCAGCAACCUUCUCAGUGGCCCUCUGCCAAGCACGCUGGGGGCAUAUGCCUCACUCCAUGCCUCCGUCAAUUCCCCCUCGCUGCACAUGCCUCCCCACUCGCUCCCCCUCCCAGUGACCUCGGCAGCAACGGCCUCUCAGGCCAGCUGCCGUCCACCCUGCUGCCAGACGGAGCACUCAUCGCCGGUGACCUUGACAGCAACCGCCUCUCAGGCCAGCUGCCGUCCACCCUCCAGCACUGCUGUCUGUUAGAGCACUCGUUGCCAUAUCCCUCCCUCGUCUUCCCUCUUGCCUUACCCACCACGCCUCCCCCUCCCAGUGACCUUGGCAGCAACCGCCUCACAGGCCAGCUGCCGUCCACCCUACAGCGCUGCUGGCUCUUGAAGUACUUCCAAUCAAAGCACGUCACACUGCUCCCUCUUGCCCCCGCCCCCAGAGCACACAUUGCACACGAUGCUCACAUCACAUCGCUCCAUUUCCUUCCCUCCACCGUCCAUGCUCCUCCUCCCUCUUCAUCCCCUCACUCUUUCCCUUGCACCAGGACCGUCCCACCCAAUGCGCUCUUAGGACCGGUCCCAGGGUGGCUUGGAAGCCCCUUCGUCCCAUCCACCAUCCAUCUCCCUCAUCCUCCCCCUCCUUUCCACUAUCUCCCCCCUCCCUGCCCUCCUCUUUCCCCAUCACCAGAUCCGUCCCAGCCAAUCAGCUCUCAGGACCGGUCCCAGUCUUGGGGGGUCCUUCUCCCUUCUCGUAACCCUCUCUCCUUCCCCCUACUUCCCCUCUCCCCCUCUCCCCCUCUCCCUCUCUCCCCCUCUCCCCCUCCCUCAGUGAACUCUACUCGAACCUCCUUUCCGGCCGUAUUCCCCCCAGCCUGGCCGGUGCCACUGCUCUGGAAUCAAUCUAUGCUGCAAGCAACUCCCUGGAAGGCCCCAUCCCUGCCAGUUUCAAACGCCUUAAGAGCCUCAUGUACCUGGGCAUCAACGGAUCCGUCCCAGCCUUCCUCACCCCUCAUUCAUUCCCUUCCCCGCUCUCCCCUUCUCUACCCUCACCCCGCACUGUACCUGCAGCGACCUGAGUUACAACAGGGGCAUCAACGGAUCCGUCCCAGCUUCCUUCCUAUUCUACCAGCCCUCCCCCUCUCUCCCCUCCCUCUCUUUCCUCCUCUUUCCCCCUCCAUCCCUCGCCAUCGCUUUCACACCUGCAGCGACCUGAGUUACAACAAGGGAAUCAACGGAUCCCGACCUGAGUUACAACAAGGGAAUCAACGGAUCCGUCCCAGCCUUCCUGGGAAACCUCUGGCUGCUGGAGUCCCUGUGAGUGGGGAGGGGAAGGGUUGGGAAUUGGACUUGCCUGUGGGUGCGAAACGGUUGGGAGGACUUGCGGCCCUAGCAGCCAACCAUAUCCUCUUGGCCAUGGAGCAUUGCAGCCUCACAGGCCCCAUCCCCCCGGCCAUGGAGCAUUGCAACCUCUCAGGCCCCAUCCCGCCCUCUCUAGGCAUGCUCAACCUCCUCGUUGAGAUCUUCCUCGACGGAAACCACCUCUUUGGCCGCAUCCCACCCGCUUGCCAACCGCAUUCCCUCUUGCCUGCCAUUCUCUCCCCCUCUUCCCCCCUCCCCCCAUUCCGCUCUGUCAGAGCCAUGGAGCACUGCAAUCUCACGGGCCAAAUCCCACCGUCUCUAGGCACGCUCGUCUUCCUCGUUGAGAUCUUCCUCGACGGAAACCGCCUCUCCGGCCGCAUCCCAGCCACUCUCGGCAGUCUAGAGUCCCUAAACAAGCUCUAUCUCAACCGCAACCGCCUCACCGGGAGCAUCCCGGCACAGCUGUGCUACCUUUCAUACGCAUACGAGCUCAACCUGGCUCAAUGGAUCGAUCCCGGCGUGCCUGCCUGCCCUGCCACGGCUGACACUGCUCGACGUCUCUCACAACCACCUCACGGGCCCACUCCCUCCGAUCGCGACUCACCGCUUUCUCUGCUCUUCCUUCUCCUUCCCGCCCCUCCCAACGGCAACAGCGACGUCUCCCACAACCACCUCACGGGCAAACUCCCUCCCAUUCCAAAGAAAUCCAAUCUCCGAUUCUUGUAUGCGGGUAACUGUCUCGACCAUGCAGCCAACCAGGCCUGCCCUCCCAAAUCCUCCUCACCGGUUGCUACUCCCUAG
Molecule: messenger RNA, 7671 nt
Organism: Closterium sp. NIES-65
Lineage: Eukaryota; Viridiplantae; Streptophyta; Zygnematophyceae; Desmidiales; Closteriaceae
Source: the annotation of a GenBank genome assembly